AGUCGACUGAAGUUUCCGAGGAGCCUUCUCUAGCUGGGCUGGACACACCUUUCAAAAGACCCCAAAGCGUGCUCCUUGCACCUUAAAUGCUCCUUUCCCUUGAAUCUUCCUCCUGCCCCUCUCCCUGACUUCCCUCCUCCCAUCUACAAGAUUCAGCCUCUCCCCAAGGGGCUUGAGCAUCCUCGAGGUUUCCCACCCUUGACCGCUCCAUCCCCGGAUGGAGCCAGAGAAAUGUGGUGGGGGGGCCGGGGCCAGAGUUUCAACGUCACCCCCCAGAAGGAGGAGCCAGAGAUGGGGCUCUCUGGACCAAAGUCUGUCCAGGGGAGUGGGAUGCCAGAGCCCAGGAGUCAUCAGCUUGGCAGCUGCCUGGCCUCUGGAUGCCUCCCAGGGGAGCAGAUCCUAGCAUGGGCCCCAGGGGUGAGGAAAGGGUUGGAACCUGAACUGCCUGGAACCCUGAUCUGCAGCAACCUGAGGGUCACCUUCCAGCCCUGUGGAUGGCAGCGGAGUGAGGAGACUCCCCUGAGCAGUGAGUAUGAUUUUUCCCUGGCCAACAUUGGGCGAUUAGAGGCUGUGAAUGGCCUGUCCCGAGUCCAGCUCCUCCGUCCAGGGUCCCUGCUUAAAUUUAUCCCUGAGGAGAUUCUGAUUCAUGGCCAAGACUUCCGGCUACUCAGAGUUGGUUUUGAGGCUGGAGGACUAGAGCCACAGGCCUUUCAGGUGACCAUGGCCAUUGUCCAAGCCAGAGCUCAGAACAGUCAAGCCCAACAGUAUGCAGGGAUAACCCUGAGCAAGGCUGGCCAGAGUUCUAGUUCCAGAAAACCACCUAUUCCCCUCUUGGAGACAUCAGAAGACUGGGAGAUUGAGCGGAAAAAGCAGGGGGCCAGGGGCUGGAGGGUCAGCACUGUCAACGAGAGGUUCGACGUAGCCACCAGCCUCCCCCGUUACUUCUGGGUCCCUAACCGAACUCUGGACAGUGAGGUCAGGAGAGCAUUUGGCCACUUCCAUCAGAGCCGUGGACCGCGCCUGUCCUGGCAUCACCCUGGGGGUAGUGAUCUUCUCCGCUGUGGUGGCUUCUAUACAGCCAGUGACCCCAACAAGGAUGAUAUCAGAGUAGUGGAGUCGAUGCUCCAGGCUGGGCAUUCAGACGUUGUCCUGGUAGACACUAUGGAUGAGCUCCCCAGUCUUGCAGACGUCCAACUUGCCCACCUGAGGCUGAGGGCCCUCUGCCUGCCUGAUUCAUCUGUGGCUGAGGAUAAAUGGCUCUCAGCUCUGGAUGGAACACGAUGGUUGGACUACGUCAGGUCUUGUCUUCGAAAGGCCAGUGACAUCUCAGUCUUAGUGACAUCCAGGGUUCGCUCUGUAGUACUUCAAGAGCGCGGUGAUCGUGAUUUCAAUGGCCUCCUCUCUUCACUCGUCCAGCUGCUUUCAGCCCCUGAAGCCCGGACACUGCUUGGCUUCCAAUCACUAGUGCAGCGAGAGUGGGUGGCAGCUGGACAUCCUUUCCUGACCCGACUUGGGGGAACUGGGGCCAGUGAAGAGGCCCCAGUGUUUCUCCUCUUCCUUGAUUGCGUCUGGCAGCUCCUCCAGCAGUCUCCAGCUGAGUUUGAAUUCUCUGAGUUCUUCCUUCUUGCUCUUCACGACAGCGUCAGGGUUCCUGACACACUUACAUUCUUGAGAGACACUCCCUGGGAGCGUGGAAAGCAGAGUGGACAGUUCAACACCUAUACACAAGUCUAUACUGCAGGGUACUCCCAGCCCCCAGCUGGGAACUCUGUUAACCCACAGCUAUCUGUCUGGGACUGGGACUUACGCUACAGCAAGGAACAGAUACUACAGUUCCAUAAUCUUGGCUAUGACCCAGAACACUGCCCAGAUUCAUGGCUCCCUAGACAGCAGCCAAGCUUCAUGGUUCCUGGGCCCCCCAGUUCCGUGUGGCUCUUCUCUAGAGGGGCCCUGACCCCCUUGAAUCAGCUCUGUCCUUGGCGGGACAGUCCCUCCCUGCUGGCAGUCUCUUCUCGUUGGCUCCCUCGACCUGCUAUCUCCUCUGAAAGCCUGGCUGAUCAGGAGUGGGGGCUCCCCUCACAUUGGGGAGCUUGCCCUUUACCCCCAGGGCUGCUGCUGCCUGGAUAUCUGGGACCCCAAAUCAGGCUCUGGAGACGCUGCUACCUGAGGGGAAGGCCUGAGGUCCAGAUGGGACUCUCAGCUCCCACGAUCUCUGGCCUUCAGGCUGAGCUAGCCCAUCUUCAGGAGUUAUUAAGGAAAUGGACACCAAGAAUAUCUCCUGAGGAUCACUCCAAGAAAAGAAAUCCAAAUACCAUUAUGCCCAGUCCCGUUGAAAUUGCUGGCUUUCUCAUGGGCAGGGCAGAGGGUGGUCUGGGGUAAGGGAGAGUUUUGUCUAAUCCUUCAAUUUUUCUUACCUGGUCUUGCUGCCUCAGCUUUCAUACGCCAGCCCUUAAACAAGCUCACUGACUUGAGUUUCCAUUGCAGAUGGGUGGUGCUGACCUUAUCCAACUGUUACCCUGCCCUGUUUGGUUUAAAUAGUUUCUUGUGAUUUGAAGAAUUAAGAAACGAAAACAAACGAAAACAAUCCAGAAUAUGAUCACAUCCUUUUUUCAGGGCAAUGCCAUCCCUUUUGGAUGGAAAUUUUGGAUACUGAGCUGGUAAAUUGUGUGAUCAGAGAUACCAUUUAUCAGUGUCAACAAGAUGGCCUACAGACCUCCUUUUCACCUCCUCUUGCUGUUCCUGUAAUUCCGAUUUCUACUUCUUCCUUUACAGUUUUCCAUGGGUAUGGGAGACACCCUGUCUCUUCCAAUUGUAUAUUUUUGUCGUGACAUUUCUAUUUAAGGAGUUCAUUAAAGCACAAUAUUUAUACACGC
Messenger RNA from Lagenorhynchus albirostris (white-beaked dolphin), 2873 nucleotides. RefSeq names its product myotubularin related protein 11 (gene MTMR11). Lineage: Eukaryota; Metazoa; Chordata; Mammalia; Artiodactyla; Delphinidae. The record is from RefSeq and is a predicted model, not a curated record.